This is a messenger RNA of Hydractinia symbiolongicarpus, 1929 nucleotides long. Its product is annotated as C-C chemokine receptor type 1-like. Gene Ontology annotation, biological process: G protein-coupled receptor signaling pathway. Lineage: Eukaryota; Metazoa; Cnidaria; Hydrozoa; Anthoathecata; Hydractiniidae. The record is from RefSeq and is a predicted model, not a curated record. Gene Ontology annotation, cellular component: membrane. Gene Ontology annotation, molecular function: G protein-coupled receptor activity. The transcript has a single exon. The coding region runs from base 422 to 1588 and encodes 388 amino acids.
AUUAGAGAUUAUUUACAGAUUGUGUUUCUUUUAUAAAAGCAAAGCAAACAAACUAACGUUAGAAAUGGUUUUAAAACGAUUUGUUUACAUAAAUCUAUGACGAGCGAAAGACGGAAAAGCGGAUGAGAAAAAUAUUUACAUUUAAAAUUGAAAGAAGGGAAGUAAUGCUUGUUGUGUGUGGAUGAUUCAGUUGUAAUUUUUAUUGUUUUUUUGAAGUGCUGACGUUAACUGGUUGACAUUUUGAAAAGAAGCAUAAAGUACCUCGGUCUGGAUCUAUAUAUUCGUGAUAAGGUGUACCACUUUGUCAAAUUCAAGUAUAUUUUUGUGUGACUUUUCUUUAGAUAAAAAUAGAUACGUUAUAGAGAACUAUUUAGUUGGAAGUAGAUUUUACACACGAAAGAAAAGUCGAAUUAACGAUUUGAUGUUUAAAAUGACGAAUUUAAAAUCAUUAGAGGAUGUAUGCACUGUUUUUUUGAUUCCCGACGUUAACUGCACGUGUGAUAAUAAAGACAUAUCAGCCGCAUUGGGUACAAAGUUUACAUUCUGUUCUCCCUCUGUGCCACCAUCUACAGAAUUUGUGGAUAGCCAAGAUAUAAUAGCAAGAACCUUAGCAAUAGCAACAAUAAUAGCUUCUUUAAUAGGCAUUCAGGGUAAUUCCUUGGUUCUCAUCGUAGCUUGGAAAGGAAGAUUUACUUUAAUAAGAUACCAAAAGUUAUUAGUUGGUUUAGCAAUAUGCGAUCUUCUGUUUGCAGUUUUCCAAAUGAUACUGACACCGUAUUUUUGGACACAAAAAUGGCAGUAUGGACAAGUAUUGUGUAAAACAUUCCGGAGUGGUGUUGAUCUAGGCGCGUUUAUUGGUUUGGGAUUCAUAGUAAUAAUUAGCGUAGAGAGACACUCGGGUAUAUCAAAUCCAAUGUUUAACUCCAAGAAGGUCAUUAUCAUAUUGACAUGUUUUAAUAUCAUAUUCGGCAUGAUUAACGCAAUUCCUUUGUUAGUUUUUUAUGACGUUAAUGAACACGACCGUUGCUUACCGGAAUGGCCGAGUAAAAAGGGUCAAUUGGGCUAUUCAUGGUACAGUUUAAUUGUGCUCAAUCUAUUACCUAUAUCUGUAGUGACAGUUUUGUAUAUUAACAUCAUACGUAUUGUGAGAAAGGGUUUACUGGAUGCGACGAUUCAGGUUUCAAUGGAACCCAAACUCCUUGUUAGAAGAUUAAAGGAAACGAAACGAAUAAUGAAAAUUGUCGCCGCGCUGUUGUUGGCGUUUAUUUGUUUCGUUUUCCCACACAGUGUGAUAUCCCUGUACUUUUUAUUGAGAGAAAAGAUUGAUAACAAAACCUAUGAAGCUCUCUCCAUCGUGGGUCUGAUUUCACAUCCAUUUCAUGUAGCUAUUAAUCCUGUUUUAUAUAGUGUAUUCGAUUCACGAUGGAGAAAUGAAAUCAAAUUGUUAUUUAAAGUGAAAUCAACAUCAAGACCAAGCAUGGUUGGAAGCCCUUUCACUAUGCGAACACAAGAAAUGCCACGGAGGACUGGUACCAAUUGUUUAGUCACGCAAGAUGACGGUGGUGAUUCUAUAAGCAUGACAUCUUAAAUAAUGUGAAUUUAGAAAUGUGACGCUCAUAAAUAGCAAUGACAAGCUUCCAGUUCAAUGAACCUUUAAUAGCAGUGAAUAUGUAAGAGGAAAAUUAUUGCUAAAAAACAAUUGAUUGGAAAGAUAAUACUACAGUCAUCAAGGUUUAUCACAAGAGUAUUUGUCGAAACCUCUCCAUUUGUCAGGAUUUAUACGAUGUAGCCAAACAAUGGUAUUUUUAGCUAAGUUAUGUCACCCUUGAUCUGCAGCAAACUAGAGAAUUAAAAACAUUUUUUUACCAGUAGCUAACAAGAAUGUAGAAUAUUAAAAAUAAAUAGAAUAUAGAAACUUAUUUAACACAA